AAAUUGAACAGCAGCCAAAGUCCAGGGGUUGUUCUGCGCAUGCGUACAGUCCGAGUAGGAGAGAAGCUAAACAUUGGUAGUCAACAUGUCUACCGCUGCUGCUCAACAAAACAAUAACGGAGAGCCGGGACUGCAAGUUUCUUGGGUAGAACUGGAAAUCAAUGGCAACACAGAGGCACAACCCCCUCCUUCAGUAGCCCCCGCCCCUGAGCCACUGAAUGGGAACGCCGGGGAGUCCGUCAUGGGGGUGCUUCCGGAAGAGCUGGAGGAGAGCUUGGUAGGAGGCUUGGAGCAUGUGCCCUCCUCCUCCUCCAUCCACAAUGGAGACAUGGAGAAGAUACUACUGGAUGCACAGCAUGAGUCGAGCCAGAGCAGCUCCUCCUGUAACAGUCCGCACAGGCCGCCCAGCCCGGACCACGACCAGGACGAGGGUCAGAUCACCUUCGAUGUGGACAUGUCCAGCACAAGGGGAAGCCAGUCUGAGGAGGAGGAGGAGGAGGCGGACGCAGAGAAGGAUAGGGAGGAAGAUAUCCUGAUGAACACGGGUGACGACUGGGUGAAUGACUGGUCGAGUAGACCUGAAAACAUCCCUCCAAAGGAGUUUCACUUCAAGCAUCCUCGGCGUUCAGGCUCCCUCAGUAUGAGGAAGAGCGGCGUGAUGAAGAAAGGGGGCGUGUUCUCCGUGGAAUUUCUCAAAGUCUUCAUCCCUUCCCUGCUCCUCUCACACAUCAUCGCUAUCGGCCUUGGGGUCUAUAUCGGGAAGAGAAUCGCCACAUCGCCGUCAAGCUCUUACUGAGUAAAAGCGAAAGCAGUGCCUGGAUGUUGAAGAAAUCCCACAGUCUACGAAUCGUUUAAACAUCCUCUUCUGAUGUUCUUUGUAUCCUGUCUUGGUCAACCUUUAGUGUGCUCCUGUAGUGCUCUGCCUACACACAUUGAGUUGUGACUGCUUCUAGGUUUAGUAGGAUAAAUCACAUUGUGUAGUUCCACUGUCUCAAACUUUUAUAUAGGGCAGAAUGCUAUAAGGAGGUGAAAUCCCUCCGAAACCGAAUCAAUAUUAUUGUUUUCUUGCGCUGAGCUAAAAAACUAAAAUAGUGAUUAUUUGAUGAUGGAGGUCAAUAAAGGGGCAUGGAAUUUCUACAGAUUUUGUCAAUGAUUUUGACAAAAAUAUUUGUAAUUAUGUAUUCCUGAGUCAAUGUUUUGCACGAGUUCAGCUGCAUCUAACUUGCUGUUUUGGAACAAUGUAAAUGUGUGAUAUUAAUGAAUAAAUAAGAUGCGAAAAUAAGUUUGACAGACCAUUUGAAAGGCCAUUCAACCUUUUGCAGCAUACAUCUAUUGCAUUAACCCAUAAUAUAAUAUGUUUGGGUGCCAAAUAGGUAUAUCACCUCUGCACAUCGGUGAUAGACUUUGAAAUUGUCUUACAUGUUAAAGUAUUGAAGUAGAUGUGAAAGUAAUUAAAGCUGUGAUCUUUUCAAUUUAAUACACACCUUGUGACUUAACUUAUAUGAAUUGUUUAGCUUAUAAAUUGUUGCAGUUUGAGUUAUAAUUAACUUUUCUCUUCUAUGUAUAGUUUAACAAAUGUUUGCUAAUUGCUAAACCGGUCUUGAAGGGGUGUUUUUUUCUGUGCUAAAAAAAAGAGUUGUAAUCGGAUAGAAUUACCAUUCCUUUGAUAUUACACAAAUUAAAUGUCUUGUUUUUGUAUGUUAUAAAUUAGAGAAAAGGGUUGGAAAACCAAAAGCUUUUUUUCUUUAAUCACAGCUUUUGUAAAUCGUAGCCAUGCAAAUGUAUUCACUUAUAAUUGCAGGUACGGAAGAGAAGGACUAAUCACAAACUAAUAAUUUGCAUGUCUCUUUAUAAUAGACACUAGCUUGUUUUUGUUCAACAUUUAACCUUUUCUUUAGGCAUGUCAUGUUAGUAGCCUUAUUUUACAUAGAGUCCAAGCACAUUGUCAUAUGGAGGGCAGGGCCCUCACAAAGGUCAUCUAUUAUUCUAGCAGUGACAGAAAUAGAUGGCUGACGAUGAGAGAUGUGUUACAAUUGUACAUAUAUUGUGGUCAUAACAAAAUUACAAAACAAAAAUAAAAGUCUUAUUCCUC
Gadus macrocephalus (Pacific cod) is the source of this 2092-nucleotide messenger RNA. It is a transcript of the gene bnip3la, whose product is annotated as BCL2 interacting protein 3 like a. The coding region runs from base 86 to 796 and encodes 236 amino acids. Gene Ontology annotation, biological process: mitochondrial outer membrane permeabilization; positive regulation of apoptotic process; defense response to virus. The record is from RefSeq and is a predicted model, not a curated record. Lineage: Eukaryota; Metazoa; Chordata; Actinopteri; Gadiformes; Gadidae. The transcript is spliced from 6 exons. Gene Ontology annotation, cellular component: mitochondrial outer membrane; nucleus; mitochondrial envelope.